AGACAGACAUUUGUUUGGGACUACAUGUUUUCGGGUUAUAGUAUAGAUACAUUUGCCAGAGUAGAUUAGAGAAUUGCAGCUUCCUGCAUUAUUCUGUUGUUGUUUGCUGACUAACCCCGAACGUGAUGUGCGGCCUGUGGCACUGGAGACUUGUUGCGUUGUCUUUGCCGUCCUCCAACAGCUGCUCUUUUGUGCUGACACCACGUUGUAAGGGUGACCAGCUGCCUAGAGUGCACGUCAUCAGGAACAGGAACACUGAAGACGCCAAGAGAAUAACCAUAGAUGAUACAGUCAAAUAUUGUUAUCUUUACAAACAAUGGUAUCUUCCGGGGAAGAAAAAAAAAGAAAAAAAAAAAGGGAGUAAAUUGAAUGAACAAAAUCAGAAAGGACCAACACCAUGAACUACGUGGGCCAGCUGGCGGGCCAGGUGCUGGUCACGGUCAAGGAGCUGUACAAGGGCAUCAACCAGGCCACUCUGUCGGGCUGCAUCGACGUGGUGGUGGUGCGGCAGCGCGACGGCACCUACCAGUGCUCCCCCUUCCACGUGCGCUUCGGCAAGCUGGGGGUGAUGCGCUCCAAAGAGAAAGUGAUCGACAUUGAAAUCAACGGGGAGCCGGUGGAGCUGCACAUGAAGCUGGGGGACAACGGCGAGGCCUUCUUCGUCCAGGAGACGGAGCAGCUCAACCAGAUCGUGCCGGCCCACCUGGUCACGUCCCCCAUCCCCACGGAGGGCCACCUGAUCUGGAUCAACGAGGUGGAGCGCCGGGCGGCGGCGCAGCAGCAGCACCUGGAGGACGACCCCGCCGACCCCGAGGACGCCCCCGAGCCCCACCACCCCACCAGCACCUCGGGCACCACCAAGAAGAAGAAGAGGAGGAGGAAAAAGCACAAGGGAGACCCCCGCCGCGAGGAGCUGACUCCGCCCAUGGCCCUCGUCUCGGCUAACGCUGCUGCUAACGCUGCUGCUAACGCUGCUGCUAACGUUCCCGCUCCGGCUCCUGCUGCUACGACCUCCAGCGGUCAGACUGAGGAGAUCUUUGAGAUGGAGCUGAGCUCGGACGAAGAGACGGCUGUUCUGACCCACGCCUCCAGGUCGCCAUCGAUGACCACGAUGCGGGACAUCGACCCCAAGUUGCCUGCAGCCAGACACAACCUAGACAGCUACCCCUUCUCCGACGGUGACUGGUCCAACGCUGACGGGCUGUCGCAGGCUUUUUCCCCCAAGAGUGACUCUGAGCUCCUGGUGAAGUCGUCGGUGAGCAUGCUCCGCGCCGAGUCCCACAUGCAGUGGACCUGGGGAGAGUUCCCUGAAGCCACCAGGGCGCCCAAGAAGGAGCGGUACGAGCUCCCCAAAACGGUGACCAUCACGCCGUCCGAGAGCACCCACUUCCGGGUCAUCCUCAGCUCCGAGGCGAUGCAGAGCGAGUUGGAGCCGGGGCCCCCCAAGAUGAUCGCCAGUGGCAUCGGCGGCGGCGGCGACCGGCCCGCCUGCGCCAUCAUCAAGCCCCAGCCGCGCACCCCCACGAGCGCCGCCGUCGGGCCCGUCGUGCGCUCCCCCACCCCGGUCGACGUGCAGCCCCCCCUGACGCCCACGGAGCCCCCGGAGGCCCUGCCCCCCGGCGUGACCACGUCCACCCCCAUCAACGUCUCGGGCAGCCCGGGCAUGGCCCAGAUGGCAGGAGACGCGGGGGAUGCGAGCUCAAAGUGUGACUCGCCUUCCAAGAAGAAAGGCGUCCCUAAGAGGAGCCAGCACCAGGGCCCUGAAGAUAUCUACCUAGACGACCUGUGCGUACUUGAUCCGGACGUGGCUGCACGCUAUUUCCCUAAAAGUGAGGCGGAGGCAGCCACCAAGCACUGGAUGGACUCGGAGAUGGGCUCGGGCUCCCAGUCCCCCCAGUCGGUGGGCAGCGCCGCCGCCGACAGCGGCACCGAGUGCCUCUCCGACUCGGCCGGUGACCUCCCGGACGUCACCCUGUCCCUGUGCGGAGGCCUGAGCGAGAACGCCGAGAUAUCCAAAGAAAAAUUCAUGGAGCAUAUCAUCACGUAUCAGGAGUUUGCGGAGAGUCCAGCCAUCAUCGACAACCCUAACCUGGUCGUGAAGAUCGCCAAUAGAUAUUACAACUGGACGCUUGCUGCACCACUGAUCCUAAGCAUGCAAGCAUUUCAGAAGAAUUUGCCAAAGGCGACCGAGGAGGCCUGGGUGAAGGAGAAGAUGCCAAAGAAGUCCGGGCGGUGGUGGUUCUGGAGGAAGAGGGCCGACAGCACCGUCAAGCAGUCUGAGGCCAAGCUGGAGUCCAAGGAGGAGUCCCAGAUGGAGGGGGAGGGCCGGCCCUCCCUGUCCCAGGAGCAGAAGCUGGCCAUGCAGCCCAAAGCCGGGGACUCGUCCAGCGACGAGGAGUCCAAGGAGGUGAGCGCGGCCUCCUGCCCAGAGAGGCUGCAGGGUCAGGGGGAGGCCCACGUGCACCCCAGCCCCCACGCCUACCGCAAGUCCCUACGCCUCUCCUCCAGCCAGAUCGCCAGCCUGAAGCUGAAGGAAGGGCCCAACGACGUGACGUUCAGCAUCACCACGCAGUACCAGGGCACCUGCCGCUGCGAGGGCACCAUCUACCUGUGGAACUGGGACGACAAGGUCAUCAUCUCCGACAUCGACGGCACCAUCACCAAGUCUGACGUCUUUGGCCAGAUUCUGCCACAGCUGGGCAAAGACUGGACUCACCAGGGCAUCGCCAAGCUGUACCACUCAGUCGCAGAGAACGGCUACAAGUUCCUGUACUGCUCGGCGCGGGCCAUCGGCAUGGCGGACAUGACGCGAGGCUACCUGCAGUGGGUCAACGAUGAAGGCACCAUCCUGCCCCGGGGCCCGCUGAUGCUGUCUCCCAGCAGCCUCUUCUCUGCCUUCCACAGGGAGGUGAUCGAGAAGAAGCCGGAGAUCUUCAAGAUCGAGUGCCUCACGGACAUCAAGAACCUGUUCCUCCACAACAAGCAGCCGUUCCACGCCGCCUUCGGGAACCGGACCAACGACGUCUUCGCCUACAAGGAGGUGGGGGUUCCUGUGUGCCGCAUCUUCACCGUCAACCCCAAGGGGGAGCUGAUCCAGGAGCAGACCCGGGGGAACAAGACCUCCUACUGCCGACUGAGUGAGUUGGUGGAGCAUGUUUUCCCGCUGCUGAACAAGGAGCAGAACCAAGCGUUCUCCAUGCCAGAGUACAGCUCCUUCUGUUACUGGCGCCAGCCCAUACCUGACAUCAACCCCGACGAGCAUCUCUGAUCGUACGCACGCAGCCACAAACGCACACACACACAAGCACACACACACGCCAAACCCCUCACACGCACGGCGACACACGCAAAGAACCCAACGACAGCAAGUACAACACUUCUAGACUUCUAGUAGCCAGCACUCAUGCCCCCCCCCCCCCCCCCCCCCCCUUCACACCAGCUUUUCCGGUUCAAACAGAAAACGUAAUGCAACGCACAAAAUGCAAAGAGGUAGGAGUUCAGGAACAUAGGAAAACCGCUGAACCCCUCGCUCUUUUUAAGCAAUGGAUAUGAAGAAGUCUUCCCUUUCACUCAUCUUGCUGAACACACACACACGUGUACGUUGGUACCGGACGGACGUCGAUCAAACCAGAGGGAACCGGACACUGGGAUACUGGGCGUGGCCGGGGCAGCACUGAGCCUCCACAGUUCGACUGCUGGAUGCAACUGAGCCCAUAUGUGUGUGUGUCUCUCUCUUUAUCUCACGCCCCGUUCUCGGACCUCCAACCCGGACUAUGCAUGACUCCAGAUCAGAGGAGUGGGUUGGUCGUUCCGGUGCUGCUGGAUGAAGCCCCCCCCCGCCCCCCCCGAGUGGCACCGGGGUUCCCAUGACAACGCACUUAACCGCUAGGCGUCUCCAAGGCGAGGGUCACGUUGUAGAGCGCCGCUAUGUGCCGCCUGAUUUAGCAUCAUCAGUUAGAUCUGUUUCAACUCUAAACAAGGAGGAGCUGAGGGUCCUGAAGCAAAUAAUAAAAAAAAAAAAAGAAUAGUUCACUAGAUUUUCUGCCAGCUAACCAACAAUAAUGUGAUCUUGCUGGUUUAUUUUUGUUUAUCCUCCGUCUCCUCUCGAGUCGUGCUCCACGAAGGCGCUCUGAGGCUCUGGAGGAGCCCGAUUGAAGUGCUGAUGUUUCAUGUUUGGUUGCACUCACAACCCCCCCCCCCCCCCCCCCCCCCCCCCCCCCUCUCCUCACACCUCUGCUCCUCGGUGCAAGUUUUGGGCUGAGCGACAGCUCCGGGGUCGCUAGGGAGAUGACAGCACUAGGGUACAAUGCUAUACAAGGCCUGGACGUAGGACUGUGUGCCGCGGGACGGGCAUAAUGGUCUGAUAAGGAGAGAUGGAGGUUGUGUGAGAGGUUUAGACUCAUCGGUGUUUAGCCCGGUGUGUUAAAAGAAAACAGUUUGGAUAAUGUUUUUUUUGUGCGUUUGUUCACAAUCUUGUUAUCAACUCCCAUGUCUUUGUUUCCCCCCCCCCCCCCAUUAACAAUGCAGUAAUUAUUUAUCUUAAUGUUAAGUUAUUAAUUAUUAUUUUUUGUAAAUAUUUGUUCACCAGUGCAGAUUGUAAAUGCGUGAUUGUUUGAGUGCAGGUUAAUUUAAAGACUAGCGCUAAUCACCAGAGAUGGCUAGCUAUGGCUUAACGGUGUGUUUCCUAGCCGUUUCAAUUUUAUAUAUUGUCAGUGCUCUUUGUUUCCGUCUGCAGCAGUAAUGGGAGGUGAGCUCCUAGAGUCCACAGAAGUUUGCCAGCAAACCACCUUCUGUGUGUGUUAAAGUGGGCAUCGGUAACGUCUGUGUGUGUGUGUGUGUGUGUGUGUGUGUGUGUGUGUGUGUGUGUGUGUGUGUGUGUGUGUGUGUGUGUGUGUGAGAGUGUGUGUGAGUGAGUGAGUGAAAAAUCUAUGAUUACUUCCGCGAGGUCAUUUCAGUUUUAUUUUAUUUUUGAACGACCACUGGCCUUUGUCCGGCACUGGGUGUAUUUGGGUGGCAGCCUUUACCCAAACUUUGUAAGAGGUUAACGCAUAACAACACACACGCACACACCACCACCAAGCCCAGCCUUAUCCGAAGCACUUUGCCUUUGCUGCACCCUCACCAACACAUAGGAUACCUUCAACGUUGCGCGUCUUCCGCCCACGUCUGCUUCACCCAACGAUGAGGCACCAGAGAACAAUGCUCUUGAAGCUAUAUGUAUAUGUUUCUUUAUAUUUGUUUUACUUUGCGUCCUCUAUCUACGCAUUUGCUUUGUCAGAUUUGCUGAGUGUGUUUUUUGUGUAUGAUAUAUAUGACACACAGCCUAUUGAUGUACUGUGGCUGGUUAGUUUUUCUCCUUGGUUUAAUAGGGAGAACACUCCAUAGGAAGGCAGACGGUAGACUCUAUAAGCAACCGCACACCGAUGCUAUGGUGAAUAAACAUCACCAGAUGUUGGCCUCGCAUCUCACAUGCGUCCUGUCAUCAAGCAGAGUGUGGAAAGCAUCGUUUUCAGGAUCGCCUGAUGGCAGUCUGGUGUAAUGAGGUUAGAAUAAUAAUGUGCGUGUGUGUGUCUGCGUGCACAAGGCCAAUCCUUGGCCGCCGCGAUAUUCAAAUAGGAACCAGGUUAAGGCGCGGCGAUUAGUGGGAACACUGGCAUCGGGUGUGCUGUCGGCGUGAACAGCGACUACUUGAGAGGAACAUGAAGCACUUUGCGGCACUCGUGCACGCCCAGACGAGACGGCGGACGCUGGAGGUCUGGCUGUGGAAUCCCAAAGGUUCAGGGCCCCACCGGUGGUACAACGGUGUGGGAAAGAGAAGGAAGAUCCACGCUAGGCGAGACGUUAAGGGGACUGAAAAAAAAAAAAAAAGCACAGAAAUGUACGGUGACAGCUAUUCCUUCAUCUAGAAUUCAUUUGUUCCUUGACAAGAUAGGUAUUUGUGUGACAUGGGCAUUGAUUUUAUUUCACUUUUUUUUUUGCAAGACGGGCAGGAUGGUUUUGGUUUGUGGAGCGUCAGAUGCAUGUUUGUCACAGUGGUAUUCUUUUUGUUUGUGCGUUUGUUUUUGAUGUAUGGUGAAGUCAAAUUGAUCUGAUAAAAAUAGAGAAAAAAACAAUUCCAUUCUUUCUAUGAAAGGGAUACAUCUUGGGUGGAACGUUCACAAUGCAUCGUGUCUCCUCCUGGUAUGAUAUAUUGUUUGAUCUUACAACUGCUGUGGAAAAUGCCAUAUGCUGAAAUCUAUAUUUGCCUCUUGUCUUUGAUGCCUUUUUGUUUUUUAUCUCGCAUUUCUUUUCUGAUAUGUCAUCUUUUUGUGGGAAUCGAUUAGACAGUUUAUUGCUUCUUUCUGUUUGGAGGUAGAUCCUGCUAUUUGAUUACGUCCGGCAAAUGUAAAUACCUGAAGUGUAUAUUCUGUAUUGAUUUGUAAUAAAGUAAGUGUUGAAAAAAAUGUUUACAGAGCAAAGUUGUGAGUGAGAGAUAUAAAUAUCGGCCCUCUUGAAGCUAACUAAGAUUUGCUUGUGGUCAUGUUUGUGUUAAAAUAAAGUUUCUAACCAAA
Messenger RNA from Gadus morhua (Atlantic cod), 6551 nucleotides. RefSeq names its product lipin 2 (gene lpin2). Gene Ontology annotation, cellular component: nucleus; endoplasmic reticulum membrane; cytosol. The transcript is spliced from 20 exons. Gene Ontology annotation, molecular function: transcription coactivator activity; phosphatidate phosphatase activity. Lineage: Eukaryota; Metazoa; Chordata; Actinopteri; Gadiformes; Gadidae. The record is from RefSeq and is a predicted model, not a curated record. The coding region runs from base 398 to 3268 and encodes 956 amino acids. Gene Ontology annotation, biological process: cellular response to insulin stimulus; fatty acid catabolic process; positive regulation of transcription by RNA polymerase II.